UUGUGGCCGCAGGACUCUGCAGACUCACAUGUAGACUCACAUGCGGAGCAUCCUGUGUUGUGUCCUGCCCUGCAAUCUGGUGGCUGGUGGCGGGAAAGGUGUGGAUCUAAUUCCAGCCCCGCCUGGAAAGUCUGGGCUCCAGGGAUGAGUCUGACAGUAGGCUGAGCCCAGGAACCUGCUGCAGUACGUGGGGACAUGGUGUCUUGGAUCUGGAAAAGGCUUCGUGGCAAGAAGCGGUCAGUGAUGGCAUUUUGCCUCUUGAUGGUCCUGUCUGCAGUGGCUGUCACUCAUUUCCCUCCAGAGCAUCCAGCCUCCACCCCAGGACUUAGUCCCAUGGAGCCUCGGGGGGAAGUUGGUGCAUCUGACCCCAGGAUUCAGCAGAUUUUGAACUCUAGCCUGAGGCAGCCAGCAAGGAACCUGGGCCGCUGGACAGGCCAGGCUUUGCCCAGAAAUCCCAUCUUGGUCUGUGCCAAGAAGCAAAGCCGCAGAAGGCAAGUGGACAGAAGCCGACACCCACUGAGUGUCAGGAGAGAUGAGAUACUCAGUGCCCAGGAUCGUGAGCUUCUAUUAGAGGGGGAGGUGAGAGAUGCAGGGGGCACAGCGCUGGGCCAGCCUGGGCAUAAUGGUUUAGUCCAAGAGACACAGAGCAAGACAGUCACCAUGGUUGUCUCACUCACAGAGAGAAGCCACACAUCUUUUCAGGCACAGAGAGAUACUGCUGCAGCAAGCUUUAGGCCACGGCCAUCAGAUGGUAGAGAUCCCUUGCCAGGAGCCAAGAAUGGAGUCUUGACUGGUGGGAAGGCUGGGAGUGCCACCUCAGGGUCAGAGGCUCCAUGGUGGCCUAGCUCUGCUGAGGACCUGCAGAAGUCCCCAUGGUGUGGCACUGAGACCCCUGGGCUGGCCGGCACUGCAGCAUGGGGUCAGGUUCCACCAUGGUUCACGGAACAUGAUAUACAGACUCUCCGGCUACUGGUCCAUGGGAAAGUGGUGGGCAAAGCCAGGGUCCCUGCCCAUGGGCAGGUGCUGCAGGUUGGACUAUCUGCUGGAGAUGCCCUCCAGGACAUAUCUCCUCUCAGGCUCAGCCAGCUCUGCUCCCAGGGUCUCUGUGGCCUGAUUAAGAGGCCCAGGGACCUGUAUGAAGUCCUAUCCUUCCACCUGGACCGUGUGCUGGGACUCCAACGGAGCCUACCUGCUGUAGCCCGGAGCUUCCACAGUCCCCUUCUGCCCUACCGUUACACAGAUGGCAGUGUAAGGCCCAUCAUCUGGUGGGCACCGGAUGUGCAGCACCUAAGAGACCCAGAUGAGGACCAGAACUCUCUGGCCCUGGGCUGGCUACAGUACCAGGCCUUGCUGGCCCAAGGCUGCAAAUGGCCAGGCCAGAUCCCAUGCCUGGGCAUCCACCAUGCUGAGUGGGCACGUUUGGCUCUCUUUGACUUUCUGCUUCAGGUCCACGACCGCCUGGAUCGCUACUGCUGUGGUUUCGAGCCUGAGCCCUCAGACCCCUGUGUGGAAGAGGGUCUCCGAGAAAAAUGUCGGAACCCAGAGGAGCUGCGGCUGGUCCACAUCCUGACUGGGGUUGCAGGCACUCACAACUUCACAUGGAUUUGCUAUGAGGCUUCUGAGUUUUCAGGUCUUCAUAAAUGCAUGGUCCGGAGCAGUGAUCCGUCUCGCUUGGUGUAUAUAGACAAUGCUGGCUACCUUCAGCAUCCAGAGGACAAGCUCAACUUUCGGCUGCUGGAAGGCAUAGAUGGGUUUCCAGAGUCCGCUGUGAAGGUUCUUGCAUCAGGGUGUCUACAGAACCUGCUGUUCAAGUCGCUGCAGAUGGACCAGGUGUUCUGGGAGAGCCAAGGUGGAGCUGCAGGUCUGAAGCAUGUCCUUGAGACACUGGAGAGGCGAGGACAGAUCCUGCUGAGACACAUUAAGAAGCACAACCUCACACUGUUCAGGGACAAGGACCCGUGAGCCCAUGGCUGUCUGGGCCGAGCACACCUUGCUGGAGAACUUCACACAAUGUAAACCUCAGCUGGUGAGUGUCCCUCUCAAUGACAGCAUUUCUGUGACAGUAGUUGGUCAUCCUGAUGACAAAUGGGGAAAGCCAAAGCUGGAGGAGCCUACAUCACCAUGGGACAGGUCACCUGCUGAGGAUGAUGGAGGGCCUGCAGUCUCCAUGCUCUGGCAGUUUACUCUCACGCACCAAUAAAUAUGUUCAAGAAUGUUCAUGAACUGUUCCCUGCACAUGUACAUGCAGUGCUGUGUGCAUGUGCGCAGAGAUAUGUAGGUAUGUGCCUGAACAACGUCAUGCAUCCUAGGCAAGCACUCUACCAACUGAACUAUAUACCAGAGAAGUCUAGUUUUUAAGAUUAUUUUAAUUUCAAAAUUUAUGUGCAUGGGUGUUUUCCCUGACACGCACACACACAUACACACACACACGUACCAUGUGUGUGUACCUAGUGUCUGCAGAAGCCAGAGGAGGGUGUCAAACCUCAGGGACUUGAGUUACAGAUAAUUGUGAGCUGCCAUGUGGAUUCUAAGAAUUGAACCUGGAUCCUCUGGAAGAGCAGGCAGUGCUCUUAACCACUGAGCCAUUUCUCCAGGCACUAAUUUUAUUUUUAUUUAUGUUUAUGUCUGUGAGUAUAUACCACGUGUGUGAAGGUGACUAUGGAAGCCAGAAGAGGACAGCAGAUUCCUUGGAGCUGGAGUUACUGGAGUGGUUGUGUGCCACCUCGUAUAGAUGCUGAGACGAACUCUUUGUAGACCCUUCCAAGAGCAACAGAUGCCUUAAACCAUUGAGCCAUCCCUCCAGCAGGGAGAAGCCUAUUAUAAAACCCAAGUCCCCUUUAUUACAUAGACAUUAUCUUCACUUUCAUGCUAGCCAUUGUGUGUGUUUUAGGCUGACUGUUCUGUUUGUCCUUUCCUUGUUUGUGCACAAGAGAGCUUUGAAUCUGAGCUGCACCCAGCCCUGGCUGUUAGACUUGCCCAUGGUUCCCCUCAAUCUCCUACUUGCGACUUGACCUGUUUGUCUUUUGUGAAAUAGGAAGCUGUAAUUCUGUGCAGCCCAGUUUAUUAUCAUGUUAGCCUGCGAGCCUCUCAGAACGGCUCUGCUCCUCCGAUCACUGAAAUGUCAUUUGUUUACUUCUUUUACGUGACUGCUCAUUUGUAUGAACUACAUCUGAGAGAUCACUUAGGUUUCACUGCCCCAGAUUCCAUUCAAUAGUCUAUUCUGUUCCCAUCUGAAAGUAUACUUUUAUCAGAUAAAAACCAAGCGCACAGAGGCCCUUUUGUGAACUGUGCUGGGCUGCACUCACAGGGUUUUUUACGAGCCUGCUUCAAAACUGGACACUGUUCUAAUCCAAGUUACUGUACUCUGCUUGAUGGUGUAAGAAUCCACUUAAACAUC
Molecule: messenger RNA, 3397 nt
Organism: Mus caroli (Ryukyu mouse)
Lineage: Eukaryota; Metazoa; Chordata; Mammalia; Rodentia; Muridae
Gene: Gask1a
Product: golgi associated kinase 1A
Cellular component (GO): Golgi apparatus
Source: RefSeq, a predicted model, not a curated record